GCGGGGCUGUCAACAGAAGCGCUGGUGAGGCUCGCCUGGCAGUGUUUGGCAGUAACUGCUUUCAGUAAUGACUUUGUGAAUGCAUCAAACGCUGGUAUUAACUGUCCGUGCUGGGCACUGGGCAGGCAUUCUGUCAGUGCCUUGGGACUGAGGCGCGUCACCUUCCCUGGAAGAGCCAAGAUAGUAUCCGAUAGAUGCUGCAAAGGCGCAUGGAACUGCAGAAAUGGAGGGGACUCUGGCCUUCCGCCAGCCCUUCCCUCCAGCACAUUUGUAAAAGAUGAAAGUGACCUUAUCAGCUUUGGAUACUUGUGAGAGUUCCUUCACACCUUUGGUGGUCCUAGAACUUGCGCAGGAUGUCAAAGAAGAAACCAAAGAAUGGCUGAAAAACAGAAUUAUCUCUAAAAAGGAAGAUGGAGGUGCCCAGCUGCUGUUUAGACCAUUGUUAAAUAAAUAUGAGAAAGAAACACUAGAAAAUCAGAACUUAUAUCUUGUCGGUGCCUCCAAGAUUACAUUGUUACUGGGUGCGGAAGCAAUGGGUCUGGUAAAAGAGUGUAAUGAUAACACUAUGAGAGCCUUCACGUAUGGAACCCGAUAUAACUUCAAAGAUUUCAAUGAUGACAAUGAUGACUUCCUCACAAUGGCAGAAUGUCAAUUCAUUAUCAAACAUGAACUCGAAAAUCUUAGAGCCAGAGAUGAAAAGAUGAUCCCUGGUUACCCCCAGGCAAAGCUGUAUCCGGGAAAGUCGUUAUUGAGAAGAUUGCUCACCUCUGGCAUCGUGAUUCAGGUGUUCCCGCUGCAUGAUAAUGAAGCCUUGAAGAAACUGGAGGACACCUGGUACACUCGCUUUACUCUCAAGUAUCAGCCCAUAGACCAUAUUCGUGGCUACUUCGGGGAAACAAUUGCUCUUUACUUUGGAUUUUUGGAAUAUUUCACUGUUGCCUUAAUCCCCAUGGCGGUCAUUGGGUUACCUUACUACUUAUUUGUGUGGGAAGACUAUGACAAGUACGUGAUCUUCGCCUCCUUCAACCUCAUCUGGUCCACAGUGAUCCUGGAAGUGUGGAAGCGUGGCUGUGCCAAUAUGACCUACAGGUGGGGGACACUUGUCAUGAAGAGACAGUUUGAGGAGCCCCGGCCAGGAUUCCAUGGGGUCCUGGGUAUCAAUCCCGUCACCGGCAGGAAGGAACCUCUGUACCCCAGCUACAAGAGGCAGUUGCGCAUUUACCUGGUCUCUCUGCCGUUUGUGUGCCUCUGCCUCUAUUUCUCCCUGUGUGUCAUGAUGAUUUACUUUGACAUGGAGGCCUGGGCCUUGAGUCUGCACGACAAUAGUGGAUCCGAGUGGACCAGUGUCCUGUUGUAUGUGCCCAGCAUCAUCUAUGCCGUUGUGAUUGAGAUCAUGAACCGCCUCUAUCGAUACGCUGCUGAAUUUCUAACUUCGUGGGAGAAUCACAGAUUGGAAUCUGCCUACCAGAAUCAUCUAAUUCUGAAAGUUUUAGUGUUCAACUUUCUGAAUUGCUUUGCCUCCCUCUUCUACAUCGCCUUUGUCUUGAGGGAUAUGAAGCUGUUGCGUCAGAGUCUGGCCACUCUCCUGAUUACCUCCCAGAUCCUUAACCAGAUCAUGGAGUCUCUUCUUCCUUACUGGCUCCAAAGGAAGCACCGCGUGCAGGUGAAGAGGAAGGUGCAGGCUUUAAAAGCGGACAUCGAUGCUACAUUGUACGAACAGGUUGUCCUGGAGAAAGAAAUGGGAACCUAUUUGGGCACCUUUGAUGAUUACUUGGAGUUAUUUCUUCAGUUCGGUUAUGUGAGCCUUUUCUCCUGCGUCUACCCAUUAGCAGCUGCCUUUGCUGUGUUAAAUAACUUCACUGAAGUUAAUUCGGAUGCCUUAAAAAUGUGCAGGGUCUUGAAACGUCCAUUCUCAGAACCUUCAGCCAAUAUUGGUGUCUGGCAGUUGGCUUUUGAAACAAUGAGUGUUAUAUCUGUGGUCACUAACUGUGCUCUAAUUGGAAUGUCACCACAAGUGAAUGCCCUCUUUCCAGAGUCAAAAUUGGACCUCGUUUUGAUCGUGGUAGCCGUGGAGGCCUUGGUCCACGUGGAGCCACGUGCAGACGUGCCUGUACAUCUUUCACUGGGGCAGCCUCUGACACCCGUGUGCUCUGUCACUGUGGCUCCUGCACAGGGACUUUACAUUCGUCCACGGCAUUUCCCGUUACAGGAAAGUCUUCUUGAUGAAGGGUGGUUCCUUGAUCCACCCUUUCAGCCCUUCUCGGGGACUGCGUGUCACGCUGGGCUGCACACUGGGGAGACAGCGGAGACCGACACAAUGGUGGGAGUUAGGAAACUGACGUGCACAACGGAUCAGAAUCCUUUAGGAUCACUGCCCAUCCAGCUCAGUGCCACGGCCGUUUUCAGCUGUGAUACUGCACAAUGCAUAUGAGAAGGAACUGCUAAAAAUCCUAAGACCUUCUGACUGAAGCAGGGGAGUAAUUAAUUUUGCUCUGAAAGGACAACAGCAGUGGGUUGCGCUAUUUAUAAUGAAAACUUACAAUAUGACCCAAAAUGCUUGCCUUACAACUCAAAAGAAUGCAUAUGCUCGAACGGUAAGAAGCCCAUUACCGUGAUGAAAGCUGAACACAAACAUACAAAGUGUCAGUGUCUUCCCAUUGAUGGGAGAACUCUGAAUUCCUCCGUAUCUUAUUCUAAUUCUCUGAACAGCCUGGUUUAUGCAUAUCUCAAUCUGAUACAGUGGUUAUUGCAGAGAAAGUUGAGAGUUCAGGAUUCACUGCAUCAUUCUGUUGUGCAGUCCUCUUAAUCAGUUUUUGCAGGUAUAAUUUGCAUACGGUAAAACACACUCAUCUUGAAUGUUGCGUUUGAUGGGUCUUGACAGUUGUAUCCCCCUAUGUAACUACCGCUACAAAACGACUUAGGGUAUUUCCGCGUCUCCAGAAAGUUCCUCCUUCCUCUGUGCAGUGAGCCUCUUCUACUCCCCGUCAUAGACCAUCGCUGACGUGCUUUCUGUCACUAUGAAUUACAGUUGCCUGUUCUGGAAAUUUGUAUGAAUGGAACAACUCUGUGAAUACUGCUGGCAUCUGGCUUUUUUAUUUAGCAUAACGCUUUUGAGAUUCAUCCACAUCAUUGUAUGCAGUGGGUUUCUUUUUAUAUUGCUGAGUAGUAUUCCCCUAUCUGAAUAUACUACAAUUCUCUUACCCACUCAUCUGCUGAUGAACGUUUUGGUUGUUCCCGUAUUUUUACUAUUAUGCACGAAGCUGCAGUGAACAUUCUCACAUGCUUUUUUCAUGUACCUCUGUCUUUGUUUCCCUUGGGUAAAUACCUCAGGGUACAUUUGCUGAGUUGUAGGGUAAGUUUUUGUUUAACUGUGUAAGAAACUGUCAAACUUUCUGAAGUGUUUCUAACCUUUUACUCUUCGACCAGCAUGAGUUGUGAAUUGCAGGAAGUCCACGUCCUUGCCUGUGUUUGAAAUUGUCGAUAUUUUAGUUUUGUUUUGUUUUAGCCAUUGUGACGGUUGUAUAGCGAUGUCUCCUUGUGGUUUUAAUUUGCAUUUCCUUGGUGACUAAUUAUGUUAGAGCAUCUUUUCAUAUGCUUGUUAGCAUUUUAUAUAUCUCCUUUUGUGAAUGGUCUGUUCAGUUAUUAUGCCCAUUUCUUUUAAUGCGUUGUCCUCAUUACUGACUUGUAAGGGUUCUUACAACUUGUAAUAUACAAGUUGUAUUCUGUCCAUAAGUCUGUUGUCAAACAUAGGCAGGAAUUUACUCCCAGUCAGUGACUUGCCAUUUUAUUUACAUGUUUUUUUCUGAAAAAUCUUCCAUUAUGCCAUGGUCCUGAAGAUUUUCUUCUGUAUGAAUUUUCUGGUUUUAGCUUUUAUGUUUAGCCAGAUCUAUGAUGCAUUUCAAGUUAAUUUUUGUAUAUAGUAUGAGAUAGAGAUUGAGGUUCAAUUUUUUUUUUCCUAAAUGGCGUCCAGGUGCUACUCUAACCGUUUGUUGAAGAAACCCUUUUCCAUGUAUUGAUUACUUUGGCAUUUUUGUCUAAAUUCAAAUAAUCGCAUAUGUAUGGCUCAAUUUCAGGACUAUUUUGUUCCAUUUGUCUGUAUAUCUAAUCUUCAUGUUUUAAAGUUUUAAGUGGUUUUAAGUCUUCAUAU
Molecule: messenger RNA, 4147 nt
Organism: Neofelis nebulosa (Clouded leopard)
Lineage: Eukaryota; Metazoa; Chordata; Mammalia; Carnivora; Felidae
Gene: ANO10
Product: anoctamin 10
Exons: 12
Coding region: 278-2431 (717 amino acids)
Biological process (GO): chloride transmembrane transport
Cellular component (GO): plasma membrane
Molecular function (GO): chloride channel activity
Source: RefSeq, a predicted model, not a curated record